Messenger RNA from Striga asiatica, 1215 nucleotides. NCBI's taxonomy places the organism in Eukaryota, Viridiplantae, Streptophyta, Magnoliopsida, Lamiales, Orobanchaceae. The record is from the annotation of a GenBank genome assembly.
AUUUUUUAAUCACCCCUUUCCCGAAAUAUUCCCAACAGUCGAGAUAUUUCAGAAGAGAAUCUCCCAAUCAGAGAAAUCUUACCCCAAAAUCAUCCAACCCAAAUGCAACACGCGUUUCACACCACUCUAUUCUAAUAAUUAAAAGACACACAGCCGCUGGCAAACGUGUUCCUUUUCUCGCAAGUCGCAACCGCUCACAUGACCGCGGCUGGCGUUGUCCUAUGCGGCCGGCCCUACUCGAUCGCUGGGCCCCUCCCCUCCCUCCCAAACACCAACCCUAUAACAACAAUAGCCGCCUCCAGAUCAUUUGGCCGCGGGAGGAGGACCAAUCCUGUUCACACGUUGAGCUCUACCAGGCGGAGGAUGGCGGCGCCACUGGCGGCGGGAGGUGCCGAUAGCUUGAAGAAGGGGAUUGCGGAACUGUACGACGAGUCGUCGGGGAUAUGGGAGGACAUUUGGGGGGACCACAUGCACCACGGCUUCUACGAGCCGGGCGCCGACGUUUCCAUCUCCGACCACCGGUCGGCCCAGAUCCGGAUGAUCGAGGAGGCCCUUCGGUUCGCCUCUCUAUCUGAUGACUUGGAGCAAAAGCCAGUGAGUGUAGUCGAUGUGGGAUGUGGUAUAGGAGGCAGCUCAAGGUACUUAGCCCUAAAGUACGGUUCGAAUUGUCAAGGUGUCACGUUGAGCCCUGUUCAGGCUAAGAGAGCUCAAGAGCUUGCUGCUGCUCAAGGGUUAAACGACAAGGCAAUUGCCGAUGCACUCAAUCAGCCUUUCCCGGAUGGGAAGUUCGAUCUGGUUUGGUCCAUGGAGAGUGGUGAACAUAUGCCUAACAAAGCGAAGUUUGUGAAUGAGCUGGCCCGUGUGGCGGCACCUGGUGGGAGGAUAAUAAUAGUUACAUGGUGCCAUAGGGAUUUAUCUCCUGGAGAGUCCCUGCGCACGGACGAGCAAGACUUGCUGAACAAAAUAUGCGGUGCUUACUAUCUUCCGGAAUGGUGUUCAACUGCCGAUUAUGUCAAAUUACUCAAGUCCCUCUCUAUGGAGGAUAUUAAGUCUGCAGAUUGGUCUGAAUAUGUUGCUCCAUUUUGGCCUGCGGUUAUAAAAUCAGCAUUGACAUGGAAGGGCAUCACCUCUCUGUUAAGAAGUGAAAUACGAGCUAAUAAGCCAAAUGGCUCUAGUCAUGGCUCUUAUGUGUUCAAGCAUAUUGUGAUAUUGUAA